Ziziphus jujuba (common jujube) is the source of this 2557-nucleotide messenger RNA. RefSeq names its product acid beta-fructofuranosidase 1, vacuolar. The transcript has 7 exons. Gene Ontology annotation, biological process: carbohydrate metabolic process. Gene Ontology annotation, molecular function: beta-fructofuranosidase activity. NCBI's taxonomy places the organism in Eukaryota, Viridiplantae, Streptophyta, Magnoliopsida, Rosales, Rhamnaceae. The record is from RefSeq and is a predicted model, not a curated record. The coding region runs from base 210 to 2144 and encodes 644 amino acids.
AUUGGACAACAACCAAUCCUCGCUAAUAUUCCAUUCUCAAAUCAGUGAAAAAAAACUCCAUAAAAACAAAAACACCCCCACCCUAACCACAACCCAGAAAGCAGCUAAUGGGGUCUCCGAUUUCUUCCUCUAUUUUUCUCUCUUUAUAAACCCACCAUUGUUUUUUUUAUUUUUUUCAACUCACUCCUCAUAUACACACUCAUUAAAAUAUGGAUGCCCAAAAAUCCCUCCGUGAUACUCAACAAGCACAUUACACUCUCUUGCCGGAAUACCCUUCCGUCGCCGGACCUCCGGUGACCCGUAGGCGAACCCUAAAGGGUUGUGCUUUGGUAAUUGCUUCGGUCGUUUUUCUCAUGUCUUUGGUGGCAUUGAUUCUUAGCCAAAGCCAAGAACUUUCCCAGAAACCGGUUGAAAAAGACGGUUCAGUACCAUUGGUUACAAAUACUACGUCGUUUUCAGAGCCUAGAGGGGUUGCACAAGGUGUCUCAGCGAAAUCGAACCCAUCUCUUUCCGAUGAACUUUCUUACAAUUGGACAAAUGCUAUGUUUUCUUGGCAAAGAACAUCUUACCACUUUCAACCAGAGAAGAAUUGGAUGAAUGAUCCUGAUGGUCCAUUGUUUUACAAGGGAUGGUAUCACCUGUUCUACCAGUACAAUCCGGAUUCAGCCGUGUGGGGCAACAUAACAUGGGGCCACGCUGUAUCAACGGACCUGAUCCACUGGCUCUACCUCCCGAUCGCCAUGGUUCCUGAUCGGUGGUAUGAUAUCAACGGCGUAUGGACCGGCUCAGCCACCAUCCUCCCUGAUGGCCAAAUUGUAAUGCUCUAUACUGGAUCCACCAAUACAACUGUGCAGGUUCAAAACCUUGCCUACCCUGCCAACCUAUCUGAUCCCCUCCUCCUUGAUUGGGUCAAAUACUCCGGUAACCCGGUCCUGGUUCCCCCACCCGGUAUUGGCUAUAAAGACUUCCGUGAUCCGACCACUGCAUGGAUUGGACCCGAUGGGCAAUGGCGGAUCACAAUUGGAUCAAAGAUCAAUAAAACAGGCUUAUCACUUGUAUACAAAACUACUGAUUUUAUCCACUAUCAUCUUUCGUACAACUUGUUGCAUGAGGUUCCGGGCACGGGCAUGUGGGAAUGUGUGGACUUCUACCCGGUUUCUACAAACGGGUCAAAGGGUUUGGAUACGUCCGUAAAUGCGCCGGGAGUUAAGCACAUUUUAAAGGCUAGUUUGGAUGACACAAAAGUUGAUCACUAUGCAAUUGGAACCUAUUACGCGGGGAAUGAUACAUGGGUACCCGAUAACCCGAAGGAAGAUGUGGGCAUUGGGUUAAAGGUGGAUUAUGGAAGAUACUAUGCAUCCAAAACAUUUUAUGACCAGAACAAGGAGAGAAGGAUUCUGUGGGGUUGGAUUAAUGAAACUGAUACUGAAUCCGAUGACCUCCGAAAGGGUUGGGCGUCCGUACAGACAAUUCCAAGAAAUGUUUUGUUUGACAAUAAGACCGGAACCAACAUACUUCAAUGGCCAGUGGAAGAGAUCGAGACCUUGAGACUGAACAGUAGUGAGUUCAACGAGGUGGUUGUUGGACCCGGUUCGGUUGUGCCACUUGAUAUUGGCACAGCCACACAGUUAGACAUAUUUGCGGAGUUUGAAGUAGAAAAAUUGGAAUCAGAGGAAACAGAGAACGAUGCCACUGGUUGUGGUCGUGGUUCUAUAGAAAGGACCAAGUUAGGACCAUUUGGCAUUUUGGUCAUCGCGGACGACUCACUAUCAGAGCGAACCCCGAUUUUCUUUCGCCUUCACAAUUCAACUGGUGGGGAUGUCACUACUUUCUUCUGCGCGGACGAAACAAGAUCUUCUAUAGCUCCUGAUGUUCUGAAAAGGGUUUAUGGAACUGAAGUUCCUGUUGUGGAUGGUGAAAAACUCUCUUUUAGAGUUUUGGUUGAUCAUUCAAUAGUGGAAAGCUUUGCACAAGGAGGGAGGAGAGUUAUCACAUCGAGGGUUUAUCCUACGCAAGCAAUUUAUGGUGCAGCGAGGAUUUUUUUGUUCAACAAUGCCUCCGGAGUCAAUGUUAAAGCCAACCUUAAGAUAUGGCAGCUCAAUUCAGCCUUUAUUCAUCCUUUUCCAUUCGACCAAAUUCAAUGAACAACUUUCUAAUUAUGCCUGCUGAGCUAUAGAUAUAUUGUUUGUAUCAAUCAUUAUUGUUCAUUUCAAUUGGUUGGCUGUUCAUCAAAAAAAAAAAAAGAAAAACAAAAAAAAUGGUUGGCAAUUUGCAUUCUGUUUUUAAGCUUGUACUUCUGCUGUGUAGCUUGGUUUUGAUCCUGAUAUUUUCCAUGUCCAAUAGUAUAGGACAGCCAAAAGAAGAAGUACCAAAACAAAUCCUAUAAAAAAAAAUUUCAACAAGUUGAAAACUUGAAAGAGGUAUUUUAAGCAGAUUUAAUGAAGGCUAAGAAAGAGAGUUACAUGUGUAUCUGCCAAGAAUUAGGAUAUGGUUUUAAAAGAUCUCAACUUGUAUUAGUUUUCCUUUUCAUAUAACAGAUCUAAGUUUUUCAUGGUUC